Messenger RNA from Ilyonectria robusta, 1836 nucleotides. RefSeq names its product major facilitator superfamily domain-containing protein. The transcript has 19 exons. The record is from RefSeq and is a predicted model, not a curated record. Gene Ontology annotation, molecular function: transmembrane transporter activity. The coding region runs from base 212 to 1642 and encodes 476 amino acids. Gene Ontology annotation, biological process: transmembrane transport. Gene Ontology annotation, cellular component: membrane. NCBI's taxonomy places the organism in Eukaryota, Fungi, Ascomycota, Sordariomycetes, Hypocreales, Nectriaceae.
CUCAUUUCUCCGUUGCCGGUGCUAUUCGUCGUAGAUUCCCCUCAACUCAACUCCCAGCGCUAUAAAAUAAAUACAGUCCUACCUUUACUAACCACGAUUCAUUCAUCCGAACGCAUAUUCCCACAGGCAUUCCUUGAAUGCAGGUACCUUAUUGUCAUCGGAUUUGUAUCAAGAGGCACUUUGUGAACCGAAAUAUCCGGCCGGAGGGACCAUGACCGCCUCAGAAGCCCACACUGUGUCGUGGGAGCAAGGCGACCAGAAGCCGGCGAACCCGAUGACGAUGAGCAAAGCACGCCGCUGGUUAAUUGUGGCGAUUGUGUCCUCGGGAUCCCUAUGUGUGGCUUGCACAUCAUCGCUCUACGCCAGUGCACAAGAGAACUUACAGAUUGAAUUUGGCUGCUCGAGACAGGUUGCCACACUAGGUCUCUCGCUGUUUGUCUUCGGCCUGGGUCUCGGUCCCAUGAUUUUGGCUCCUCUAUCAGAGUUUUAUGGGCGAAGACCCAUCUAUGUUUACUCGUUCUCUCUCUUUGUUGUUUGGCUCUUACCUUGUGCUCUCGCGCAAAACAUGCCGACGAUGCUCGUUGGCCGGUUUUUCGACGGCUUCGCUGGCAGCGCUUUCCUGAGCGUUGCAGGCGGUACGGUUAGCGAUCUUUUCUCAGGCCACGAGCUUUCAGCACCUAUGAUGGUCUACACUGCUGCCCCUUUUCUUGGACCCGAACUUGGCCCAUUGAUUGGUGGGUUUAUCAACCAAUAUUGCCCCUGGCGGUGGUCCUUUUACCUCCUCCUCAUCUGGGGUGGGAUAGAGUUGUUCUUGAUCUUGGUAUUUGUACCAGAAACAUACCAUCCUAUAUUGCUAUGCCAGAAAGCGCGAAGAAUCCGCCUUGAAACUGGCGACAACAGAUGGAAGGCACCAAUGGAGCCAGAUCCUAAGAGGAUCGCACAUGCAGUUUUCGACUCAUGUAAAAGGCCGUUCCAACUUCUCAUCUUCGAACCAAUGUGCCUAAAUCUUUGCAUCCUGUCAGCAAUCCUGCUUGGUAUAUUGUAUCUCUUCUUUGGUGCGUUUCCGCUAAUCUUUUCAACCUCUCAUAAUUUCACACUGUCUCAAAGUGGGCUGUCAUUCCUGGGAUUGUUAGUCGGAAUGGUCUUUGGCAUAAUCAGUGAUCCAAUUUGGAGGAACAAUUACCAACGUUUAGUUCGACGCCGAAACCGAGAUAGCGACGAGGUUGAUAGUCGUGCGGACCCGGAAUUUCGACUUGUCCCCUCUAUUGUGGGCUCAGUCAUCAUCCCUGUUGCAAUGUUUGGGUUUGGCUGGACAACUUAUCCAUCAAUACACUGGAUUGUUCCAAUCAUCUUUUCCUCUUUUUUCGGCUUUGGAAUCAUUUUAGUAUACUCUGCAAUUUUUACAUUUCUUGUGGAAUGUUAUCCGAUGUAUGCUGCUUCUGCUCUGGCAGCAAACAGUUUCGUCCGAUCGAGCUUUGCUGCAGCUUUCCCAUUAUUUGGAUACCAAUUGUACCAAGGCAUAGGAUUUCAAUGGGCUACGUCUGUAUUGGCAUUUUUGGCUCUGGCAAUGUCGCCCUUUCCUUAUAUCUUUUAUGUUUUUGGAAAGCGAUUGAGAAAGAACAGCAGGUUUUCAGCCAAAUAAAUUGUUGAGGUGGAAAUCAUAGACCAGUUACCUUUACGGGCCCUUUACCUAUAGACAAUGUCCUCUGGCCAUUCGCCGAGAAUACAACUGAUGUAACUAGGCUGCUAUGGCCCUGAAGCUUUCGCUGUUCCCUACGGCUGUUACUGGUAGCCGUAUAAUGACGCCGCUGAUCUGACCGAGAGUUCAGAGCUGAG